AUGUCCUACGCCUACCUCCUCAAGUACAUCAUCAUCGGUGACACCGGCGUCGGUAAAUCGUGCCUGCUCCUGCAGUUCACCGAUCAGCGGUUCCAACUCGUGCACGACCUCACGAUCGGCGUCGAGUUCGGGUCGCGCAUGGUGACCGCGGGAGGGAAACAGGUCAAGUUGCAGAUCUGGGACACGGCGGGACAGGAGAGCUUCAGGAGUAUUACGAGGAGUUAUUACCGAGGCGCGGCGGGCGCGCUCUUGGUGUACGACGUGACGCGCAGGGAGACGUUCGAUAACCUCUCGUCGUGGUUACAAGAUUGUCGGGCGAAUGCGAAUCAUAAUAUGGUUAUCAUGCUCGUGGGGAAUAAGUCGGACGUCUCGCAUCGACGCGCGGUGUCGACGGAGGAGGGAGAGAUGUUCGCGCGAGAGAAUGGCUUGUUAUUCGUCGAGACGAGCGCAAAGUCAGCUUUCGGCGUCGAUGACGCCUUUGUCGCCACCGCGGGGGCAGUGUUGGCGAAGAUUGACACCGGAGUCUUAGACGUCAAGAAUGAGAGUAGCGGGGUGAAGCUCGGGUACGACCCGGGUCGUAAGGGCACGUCAGACGUCGCGCGACUGGACGUUCGCCGAGCCGAGCCCGGCGCGUCGUCGUGCUGCUGA
Messenger RNA from Ostreococcus tauri, 648 nucleotides. Its product is annotated as P-loop containing nucleoside triphosphate hydrolase. The record is from RefSeq and is a predicted model, not a curated record. Gene Ontology annotation, cellular component: Golgi apparatus. Bases 1 to 648 code for a protein of 215 amino acids. Lineage: Eukaryota; Viridiplantae; Chlorophyta; Mamiellophyceae; Mamiellales; Bathycoccaceae. Gene Ontology annotation, molecular function: GTP binding; GTPase activity. The transcript has 3 exons.